AUGAGGUGGGCGGCGUUCCUGUGGGAGGGCGCGUCCCGGGGGUCCGGCCGCCGCCCGGGGGUCUCCAACCUCCUCCUCGUCGUCGCAGCCGCCAGUAGCGGAGGCCUUGUCGCAUAUGCUGACUCCGGAUCAGAUGCUGCUGUUGAGAAGCCGCAACUUCCUCCAAGGAAAAAAGUCGUGGUGCUUGGGACUGGUUGGGGUGGCACCACAUUCCUGAGGAACCUCGAUAGCAGAUUCUAUGAUGUGCAGGUUAUAUCUCCUCGGAACUACUUUGCGUUUACGCCACUGCUGCCGAGUGUCACUUCUGGAACAGUUGAGCCUAGGAGCAUUGUUGAGCCAAUCCGUAGGAUCUUGGAGAAGAAAGGUGGAGAAAUCAAAUUUUGGGAAGCAGAGUGCUUCAAGGUUGAUCCACAAAGCAAGAAAAUCCAUUGUCGCUCGAAUGUUGGGACAAAUCUUGAGGGGAAUGGCGAGUUCUCGGUUGACUAUGACUAUCUCGUGAUAGCAGUUGGAGCUAGGACAAAUACAUUCAAUACUCCUGGCGUGGUAGAGAAUUGCCACUUCUUGAAGGAAGUAGAGGAUGCUCAAAAGAUCAGACGGAGUGUGAUGGACUGCUUUGAGAGAGCAAGCCUCCCCUUCCUGAAUGAAGAAGAGAGGAAGAAGAAUCUUCAUUUCGUUGUUGUGGGUGGUGGACCUACUGGAGUGGAAUUUGCAGCGUCUUUGCAUGAUUUUGUUACCAAAGAUUUAUCCAAGCUUUAUCCCUCGAUUCAGCACCUUGUGAAGAUAUCAUUGAUUGAAGCUGCAGAUCACAUACUGACCAUGUUUGACAACAGGAUAACUAACUUUGCUGAGGAUAAGUUUGGAAGGGAUGGCAUUGAUGUGAAAACUGGAUAUAAAGUUGUGAAGGUUUCUAAGGAUGCUAUUACCAUGCAAAAUCCUGCCACUGGGGAUAUUUCAGUUCCUUAUGGGAUGGCUGUCUGGUCCACUGGUAUUGGGACUCGUCCAUUCGUUGUGGAAUUUAUGAAACAAAUUGGCCAGGCCAAUCGGCGUGUCUUAGCUACUGAUGAAUGGCUAAGGGUCCGUGAAUGUGAUGGUGUCUAUGCUAUAGGUGACUGUGCUACAAUAAACCAGAGGAAAGUAAUGGAGGACAUUUCAGAAAUAUUCAGAGUUGCAGAUAAAGACAAGUCUGGAACCUUGACUGUGAAAGAAAUUCAAGAUAUCCUGCAUGAUAUCUACGUGAGAUACCCGCAAGUACAGCUCUACCUUAAGAGCAAGCAGAUGAACGGCAUCGCUGAUCUAGUAAGGAGUGCCAAAGGAGAUGCUGAAAAGGAAUCCAUGGAACUGAACAUCGAGGAAUUCAAGAAGGCUCUUGCACUCGUGGAUUCACAAGUCAAGUUCUUACCUGCAACUGCUCAGGUCGCGUCGCAGCAGGGCCAAUAUCUUGCUAGGUGCUUUAAUAAGAUGAAGGAUGCUGAAGAAAACCCUGAAGGUCCAAUCCGCAUCAGGGGAGAAGGCCGCCAUCGCUUCCGCCCUUUCAGGUACCGGCAUCUGGGCCAAUUCGCCCCACUAGGAGGGGAGCAAACUGCUGCACAACUUCCUGGGGACUGGAUCUCCAUUGGCCACAGCACCCAGUGGCUCUGGUACUCCGUGUACGCAACCAAACAAAUCAGCUGGCGCACGAGGAUGCUGGUGGUAUCUGACUGGACGCGCCGAUUCAUUUUCGGAAGAGACUCGAGUUGCAUAUAA
Messenger RNA from Miscanthus lutarioriparius, 1743 nucleotides. NCBI's taxonomy places the organism in Eukaryota, Viridiplantae, Streptophyta, Magnoliopsida, Poales, Poaceae. The record is from the annotation of a GenBank genome assembly.